CUGUUAACCAAGCAUUGAAGCAAAUGUUAAAGUUCUAGUAAACGAAAUUUAUUAUAUUAUAAUGUGUGGGUGUGCGUAAGUCCAAAAUUUAGAGUACGCAUUGAACAAUGAGCGUUAGCAUUGUGCAGUACUUUGGUGAGCAGAAGAACAAAUGUGGCUACUGCACGGGAACAGAGUGCAGCAAAUCACAUGGUUUGCAUGCAUUUCGGCUGUCCUGCGAUGAUUACCAGGAGCUCAUAGAUCGGGGCUGGCGACGCUGCGGCAAUUAUUGCUAUAAGCCGCAAAACGACAUCACCUGCUGCCCCUGUUACACGAUUAAAUGCGAUGCGCAGCAAUUUAAACUGACCAAGUCAAAUAAGCGCAUAUUGCGGCGCAUGAACAAAUUCUUGCGUGAUGGCAAAAGUGGGCCAAGCACAUCGAAUGCAAAUGGAAAUGGCGAUGGCGAUGGCGAUGACGUCGGCGAACGUGGAGUUUAUGCAAGCGAACUCCAACCCCAGCUGCCUGAUAAGAAGCCAAUAUCUAUUAACGUGGAACAAGUGGAGACCUUAUCCCAGGCACAUGUCGAGCAACUAAAAAUCACGAGCACUUUGGACGCGGGCAACGGUGAUCAACCCGCAUCAUCGUUGGCAGCAAACAAAUGUAAAGCUAGUGGCUCGAACUCAAAUCCGCCGCGCAAGAAGGCCAAACAAAUGCGACUGGAGCGCAGGCAGGCCAAACUGGGCCAAACGCCCCCCGAUCAGCAACAGACCAAAGCUUUAAAUAAGGAGAAGAACUUGCAAGAUUUUCUGGCAGUUCCGUGCGAAACGGAUGUGCACAAGUUAAAGAUCGUGUUGGUCGCUGCCUCAGAUACACAGCGCACUUGUACCGAUGCAGUGCACGCAUUGUAUCGCAAAUAUCAAUUAGUCAUACACAAUGAUAAUCCCGCACGUCUAACACUAGCUAGUAUGAAGCGGUUUUUGGUACAAUCACCCCUAAAGCACCAAAUCAGUGAAGAUGGUCCCGAAAUGGGCUAUGGAUCAUUUCAUCAGCAAUACUGGCUGGAUGACAAGUUGAUUGCUGUGGGCGUCAUUGAUAUAUUGCCCGGCUCGGUUAGCUCUGUGUACUUCUUCUAUGAUCCCGACUAUAGUUUUCUGUCGCUGGGCACAUAUGGUUCUUUGCGGGAAAUUGAUUUGGUGCAAAAGAUUGCGGCGCGUGUGCCCGCCUUGAAGUUUUACUACAUGGGCUUCUACAUACACUCGUGCCCCAAAAUGCGCUACAAAGGCAAAUUAGAUGCAUCUUAUUUAUUGUGCCCAGAGACUUACGUUUGGCUGCCCCUAACCGAUGACAUACGCUCCAAGCUCGAUGCGAACAAAUAUCAACGCCUGAAUCCGGACGCAGCUGCAAGGGAUGCAAAUGAGUUUUUGAGUAAUCAUUUGAAUGAUGUAAAGUUGCUGGUGAACGGCAAAAGUUAUAUCACUUACAAAGUUUUCGUACAGAUUGAGGGCGAUAAUGACGGCCGCGAUGACAUUAUGGAAUACAGCAAACUUGUUGGUAAAGUUUGUGCGCAACGCAUGCUUUAUGUAAACAUGUUAUGAAUAAUUUCAUAUAUAUAUAUAUAUAUAUAUAUAUAUAUAUAUAUAUAGAAAUUUAUAAGCGCACCUCAAUUCGUAUGCAGCGCAAUAAAGUUAAUAUAAACAACAGAAAUUAAGCCUUAGCUAAGUAGUUGAAAAUUGUUUCUUUCAAAUAUAAUUGUUUAUUGUCUGUUGAGCCCAGAAUAAGUCUUUGUUCUUAAAUUCAAUCUUUGCACAUUAACAAAUAAAAUCAACAAAUUGUUCAGCAAAUA
Messenger RNA from Drosophila grimshawi, 1822 nucleotides. It is a transcript of the gene Ate1, whose product is annotated as arginyl-tRNA--protein transferase 1. The record is from RefSeq and is a predicted model, not a curated record. Gene Ontology annotation, molecular function: arginyl-tRNA--protein transferase activity. Bases 108 to 1574 code for a protein of 488 amino acids. Lineage: Eukaryota; Metazoa; Arthropoda; Insecta; Diptera; Drosophilidae. The transcript has 8 exons. Gene Ontology annotation, cellular component: cytoplasm. Gene Ontology annotation, biological process: protein arginylation.